AUGAGUGAAGAUAUUUUAAUGGAAAAUCAGCAAGAAAAUAUUGGGCUGAAUAACAACAACCCAGUUCCAGACACAGAAGUACCUCAAAAGAGUGGCAUUUUUGAUAAUAAACGAGUGUUACUGUUGGGAUCUAUACUCGGUGUAGCGUGUUGGUCACUUGCAGGGAAUACAUGUCGCUUGGCCAUUCAAGGUGCUUUUCUAAACCAGACAUUUCUUGUAACACAUGAAAAAUUUGGCCCUAAUGCUAUUGGUUGUUUUAUCAUGGGUUUUAUCUCCUCUUUGGCCUCCAUGGUAACAAGAGAAACGAAAUUCCCAUGGAUUUACAAUAGUAUUCUCGUUGGAUUUUGUGGAUCCCUGACGACCUUCUCAGGUUGGAUACUAGAUGUGGUUGGACAGGAAAAUGCGGCUCUCGCCAUUGGUGAACUCAUCUCAGGUUUAACGAUGCCAUUUAUUUUUCUUAUUUGGGGACGUGACUGUGCUUUGGUACUUCGGCCAAUAAUUCAAAAGGUACUACGUGGUAUGAAUAAAGCUGAAUAUAGUUGUGGUAAUUUACAUAUGGUAAAUUUUUUCUUCCUCAUUUUCUCUAUAGUGGCAACGGUUGUAAUUCCUAUAGUGAUUGAAGUCUUUGUGCAUCAUGAGACUAUUGAUGUGAGUUUUGCUGAUCGUCGUGCGGUUGUUUUGGGACCUGCCGGUGCUGUGCCGCGUUUCCUACUUGCCCUAUUACUGAAUGGUUUGUCUUGUACACGGAAGUUUCCAUUAGGUACACUCCUCUCAAAUAUUAUUGCUGUGAUAUUAACAGGUAUAUUUGAUUAUUAUUACAGAAAAACAGGGAAUGAAUGGUAUAGUAUAUUAAUGAAUGGACUUUGUGGAUCUCUCUCCACAGUCUCUUCUUUCGUUAAUGAGAUUGUUGGGCAGUAUACAAAUGGUAUGCGUGGGAUGGCCUACUUGUACGCAUUUAUAUCAUUAGCUAUAAAUUGUGCUAUUUUGGCUAUAUGUCGUCACGCAUUUCCAUAA
Trypanosoma theileri is the source of this 1014-nucleotide messenger RNA. Its product is annotated as CrcB-like protein. Gene Ontology annotation, molecular function: fluoride transmembrane transporter activity. The coding region runs from base 1 to 1014 and encodes 337 amino acids. The record is from RefSeq and is a predicted model, not a curated record. NCBI's taxonomy places the organism in Eukaryota, Euglenozoa, Kinetoplastea, Trypanosomatida, Trypanosomatidae. The transcript has a single exon. Gene Ontology annotation, biological process: fluoride transmembrane transport. Gene Ontology annotation, cellular component: membrane.